Formica exsecta is the source of this 3785-nucleotide messenger RNA. RefSeq lists its product as uncharacterized. Lineage: Eukaryota; Metazoa; Arthropoda; Insecta; Hymenoptera; Formicidae. Bases 367 to 3585 code for a protein of 1072 amino acids. The transcript is spliced from 16 exons. The record is from RefSeq and is a predicted model, not a curated record.
GUUGGAUCAUCAACUCUCAAGAAACUUUUACAGAGUAAUUAUCGCAAUUUAGGAAUCUACGUGGACGCGCGAUGCGACACUCACAAUUACACCGUAUUAUAUUUCGAGGUAAAAGUAUUCCUCUCUAAGAGAACUUUAACUAUUACAGAAAUUGUAUAUUAAUUAUUGAGAAUUUAUGUAAAAAUAAGAAAAUAUGUAAUAUAAUGUAAAAGUAAGAAAAUAAUAUGUAUCAAGAUGCGCGAUCGGAGAAGGAGAGAGCAGGCAAGGGUCAUGAAAGAUAACAAAACCGUGAAUGUCGAAGCAGCAAUCGAGCGCAAAAUUCUUGAUAUUAACUUCUUUUUAAUUGAUUAGGCUACAAAAUAUUUUAUGUACGACGAGACGCAUAAAUGGCUAAUUUUGGGAGAAAAGUUGAACGACACCGUCAGUUUAUUGAAUGACAACGCCUUUAGUAUAGUUACCGACGUUACGAUCGCCAUACCAUCUCUCACCGGUUACAAUUUAUACGACGUAUAUAAUCCUUGCAAAGCACGCGGUGGCUCUUUAAACGUAACCGCUUUGGGUUACUGGACUGAGAAAUCUGGCAUAGCUAUCAGAUUGAAGCAAUCGAAGUAUGAAAGACGCUCUAAUUUACACGGUAUGAAGCUCAAAGUGGGAAUUUUACUGCCACAAACAUUCUACAAUUUGUCAACGGAGCAUAUUAUGUUGGAUCCAGACAUGAAGGCAAAAUACGGUCGAUCCCAAUUUCUUUACACAAUCUUGUUAUACAUGACUGAUCUUUUUAACUUCACUAUGGAAAUUGUGGAAGUGAAUCCAAAAAAACAGCAGGACAAUUCCGCGCCCAUGUUUGUUGCUUUUCAGAAAAAACUGGUAGAUAUCUCGGCCAGUCCGAUCGUAAUGAAAACUGAAAGAUUACGGAAGGGAGAUAUUAUCGGUCCAGUUUGGCCAAUACGAUCGUGUUUUUUAUUUCGUACAAUAUCCUCGGCAAAUAUGAAGACGGAGCAAUUUUUACGACCGUUAAACGUUAAAGUAUGGUAUGUGAUACUUUGUACGAUGAUAGUUGCCAUGUCAGUUCUGGUAAUAUUGAUCAGACAGGAAGGCAUUCAGAGUCUAACAGAGGGUUACGGUAUUUCUAUUCUUCUUACCAUAGGUGCUGUUUCCCAGCAAGGCUCCAUAUUUGUUCCAAUACGUUAUGCGGGUCGCAUAGCUUUCAUACACAUCAUGCUCUUCAGCGUGUUGAUCCUGAACUAUUAUUCGGCGAGCAUCGUGUCGGAUCGAUUAAAGAACAUAGGCCAGAAAAUGAAUGAUUCAUUGAUCAGUUUGGCAGAUAGUAAUCUAAAAGUGAUGACCGAAUCUACACCAUAUAUUCGUUCUUUUCUGCAGUCACCGGAGAAAGAGGUACGAUACUUUAAUGCGAAACGAUGGGACAGAAUACCGGAAUCCAAGCGAUAUUUGCCACUGGCGGAAGGUCUGAAUCGCGUGGCUGAGGGCAACCUGGCCUAUCACGCGUCAAUCGAAUCAGCAUAUCCGUACAUCGAACGGCAUUUCUAUCCGCGAAUGAUAUGCGAAUUGACGGAGGUUCAUCUCUUUCGCACGGUCCUCGCUCUUUGGGGCAGAUAUAGAAGCCCGUUUACUCCGUUAUUAAGAAUCGGCUUGACCAAAAUGUAUGAUAUGGGCAUACAUAAGCGACAGUUGAAACUCUGGUCGGCAAGGAAGCCAUUCUGUCCAAGGAAUAUCCUAGUCGCUGAACCACUAUCGAUCCAUGAAGCUACACCCAUUUUCGUAUUUAUUAGCGUUUCCAUUGCGCUGUCCCUCGUGAUCUGCAUAAUAGAGAACUUGGUCCACUGGAUGCAAUCCAAGCGAGCCGGUAUAUUUACGAUCAUCAGAAAAUACGAUACAAAUAUCAACAUAAAGCGAUUUUUGAACUCCGAGAUUUGGGGCUUAGGAAUCGUCGUAGACUUGCGUUGUCAUAACGAAAGCGCCGUAACUAUCUUCGCCGAGACAUCUAAAUAUCGCAUGUACGAUUAUUCGUAUCAUUGGUUGGUUCUGGGAUCAAAGUUAAAUGACAGCGUGCCGUUCUUAAAUGACAGCGCUUACAGCAUAAUUACCGAUUUCGUGCUUGCAAUAACGAACGGUAGCAAUUAUGAUUUGUACGAUGUUUAUAAUCAUUGCAAAUAUCGCGGUGGUACGUUAAAUGUAACGAGACUGGGUUCGUGGCGACGAGAAACUGGUCUUGCCAUCACUCUCACUCAACCAUUGAUCCAGAGAAGGGCAAACAUGCAUGGAAUGACAUUGAAGAUAUCAGGCGUGAUACAAUAUAGGCCGAAAAAUAUGCGAUUGGAGGAUUAUAUGCACGAUAUCAAUACGAGAUCCUUGGAUAGCAUGCAUAAAUUCACGUACGCGAUGAUAUCUCAUACCAGCGAUCUCUUUAAUUUCAGGGUACACGCUUCCGAGAUAAUUUAUUGGGACCGUCACAGCGUGCACGGCUUGAUAUUCGAGAUAUUACAAAGGAAUUACAUCGAUUUCGCCAGUAAUCCCAGGAUUAUGGUAUCUGAGAGAUUGGAUUACGCCACCCUCAUCGGCGCGGCGUGGCCGAUUCGACCCUGCUUCAUGCUGCUGUCCACUCCAUCGAACAAGAUUAAGCUCGAGAUUUUUCUGAAACCGCUCGCCGACCAUACUUGGUACUUAUGGGCUGUAUUUAUAAUGAUCUUUAUGUUUGUAAUGAGAAUAAUAUUGAGACGCGAGGAAGACAGCAGGCAAGAGAAAUAUUCGGGCGCUGUAAUUCUUACCGUCGGCAUUCUCGCUCAACAAGGUGCAAAUUUCUUCCCUAAACGGAUCCCAGGCCGUAUCGCUCUUCUGCAGAUCACUGUCUUUAAUUGGAUUAUGUAUAAUUAUUAUUCGGCCAGUAUAGUGUCGGCUCGUUUGAGCGAGCCACUCGAUAUGAUGGAAGAUUCUGUGACGGUCCUCGCGGAUAGUAAUUUGAAAAUCGCCGCAGAAGCUGUGCCAUAUCUAAACUAUUUUUUAUAUAAGCUCAACUGGGAAUCAGAUUACUUCAGGAAGAAACGCUGGGAUCCACUGCCGGAGUCGAAGCGAUACUUGCCGAUAGAGGAAGGUAUGAAACAAGUCAGUCAAGGUAUCCUGGCCUAUCACACGGAUCCCAACACGGCGUAUCCCUAUGUUGAAAAGAUGUUCGAUCCGAGCAAGAUCUGCGAAUUGACGGAGAUUCAUUUAUUCAAGCAAUCCGUCAUGGGUAUGUACGCAAGUUACAACGGUCAGUUCACCGAGGUGGCGAAAAUCGGUUUGUAUAAGAUGUUCAACACUGGUUUACGCGAUCGUCAAAUAAAAUAUUGGUCGAGCAGGAAGCCUCAAUGCCAGCUCGAUACGUUAUCCACAAGAAGUAUAUCCAUAUAUGAGACAGCUCCGGCUUUGAUUCUGUUAGCUUUCGGUAUGCUCGUCGGGUGUGGAAUAUGCAUCGUCGAGAAUAUCGUUUACUAUCGAUCCAUGAGAAAGAAAAUGUUGAGGCGAUCGAUGAUGAACAACGACGCAGAGAAGAUAGCCGGUACGAGCAAACACAAUUUGCUCGAAUAAAAUUGUCUCGCUUUGAGAAGUAAAAUAUUUACAAGUCGGUCGUAUAUUAUAAUUAGUUCAUUCAUUAGUGUCUCGUUAUCGUAGACUUAUUUCACGCAAAGAAAAGGAGAGAGAGAGAGGGCUAGAUAGGCAUGCUACAAAUGUAAUUUUCCAGUCAUUGUCAUAUUUUACUCUAAUAAAGCCGCUUUGCAUUGCAAAUA